Lodderomyces oxycetoniae is the source of this 2199-nucleotide messenger RNA. It is a transcript of the gene CDC46, whose product is annotated as MCM DNA helicase complex subunit. NCBI's taxonomy places the organism in Eukaryota, Fungi, Ascomycota, Pichiomycetes, Serinales, Debaryomycetaceae. Gene Ontology annotation, biological process: double-strand break repair via break-induced replication; DNA replication initiation; DNA replication. The transcript has a single exon. Bases 1 to 2199 code for a protein of 732 amino acids. The record is from RefSeq and is a predicted model, not a curated record. Gene Ontology annotation, molecular function: DNA replication origin binding; ATP binding; 3'-5' DNA helicase activity. Gene Ontology annotation, cellular component: MCM complex; nucleus.
AUGUCGUUUGAUGGGCCAAGUGUCUAUUCGGCACAUGUUUUGCCAGGACAAGAACCUGAUGACAACUCUUUCAACGAGAUUACAAAAGCGUUUCGUUCAUUCAUUUUAGAGUUUAGAUUGGACUCGCAGUUCAUAUAUAGAGAUCAAUUGCGAGAGAAUUUAUUAAUUGACAAUUACUUUCUCAAAGUCGAUAGCGAACACCUUAUUAAUUUCAAUGAGGAGUUGAAUAAAAAAUUGACCGAUGAUCCGGUAGAGAUGAUUCCCCUUUUUGAAAGCGCUAUAGCCGAUAUUGCAAAAAGAAUUGCAUACUUGUCCAAAGACGAAAUACCAGCCAAUUUCCAAACUUGCCAAUUGAUUCUAUAUUCACAAGCAAACAAAGUUUCAAUUAGAGAUUUGGACUCGAAACAUAUCGCGAAAAUCGUUAGGAUCAAGGGUGUUGUUAUAUCCGCGUCUAUGCUAUCGUCAAGAGCCACUCAAGUUCAAUUGAUUUGUCGUCAAUGUAAACACACAAUGCAGUUGAAAAUCAGGUCAGGGUUUGGGCAAAUCCAAUUACCAAAUUGCCAAAGUCCACAUAAUAUCGAUUCAAACUCAGCUCAAGAAAAAUGCCCUCCCGACUCUUAUGUUAUCGACCAUGACAAAUCCACAUUUGUUGAUCAACAAGUAUUGAAACUACAAGAGAGUCCUGAUAUGGUCCCUGUUGGUGAAAUGCCCAGGCAUAUUUUGUUGCAAACUGAUAGAUACUUGACAAAUCAAGCGGUGCCAGGAACAAGAAUUACAAUCGUUGGUAUAUACUCCAUUUUUCAAUCGAAGCAGAAAACCAGCAACUCGGGUAAUGGUGGUGGUGGCGCAAGUGGUAUUGCAAUUCGUAACCCGUAUUUAAAAGUACUCGGUAUUCAAACCGAUAUUGAUAAUGGUGCUAACGGACAUGGAAUUACUUUUAGCGAAGAAGAGGAAGAGGAAUUUUUGAAAUUGUCGAGAAUGCCCAACUUGUACGAAGUGUUUUCAAAUUCAAUUGCACCUUCAAUUUACGGAAAUAGGGAUAUCAAAAAGGCAAUCACUUGUUUGCUAAUGGGUGGAUCAAAGAAAAUCUUGCCAGAUGGUAUGCGUUUGAGAGGUGAUAUCAAUGUACUUUUAUUGGGUGAUCCAGGUACGGCCAAGUCUCAGUUACUAAAGUUUGUUGAGAAAAUUGCUCCGAUUUCAGUUUAUACCUCAGGUAAAGGUUCCUCUGCUGCGGGAUUAACUGCUUCUGUCCAAAGGGAUCCACAGACUAGAGAUUUUUAUUUAGAAGGAGGUGCUAUGGUCUUGGCAGAUGGUGGUGUUGUUUGUAUUGAUGAGUUUGAUAAAAUGAGGGAAGAAGAUAGAGUGGCAAUCCACGAAGCUAUGGAACAGCAAACGAUUUCAAUUGCCAAAGCCGGUAUUACAACCAUGUUGAAUUCGAGAACAUCAGUAUUGGCAGCAGCAAAUCCUGUAUUUGGAAGGUAUGAUGAGUUCAAAAGUCCCGGAGAGAAUAUCGAUUUCCAAAGUACAAUCUUGUCUAGAUUUGAUAUGAUUUUCAUCGUGAAAGAUAACAGUAACGAGAGCAGGGAUAUUUCAAUAGCACAGCAUGUUAUGAAUGUACACGCUGGUGGUAAGACCCAGGAACUACAGCAAGAAGGUGAAAUACCAAUUGAAACAAUGAAAAGAUAUAUACAAUAUGUCAAGCUUCGAUGCGCACCACGUUUAAGUCCAGAAGCAUCUGAAAGAUUAUCGUCACACUUUGUUUCCAUUAGAAGAAGACUACAGAUUAAUGAAAAUGAAAUGAAUGAGAGAUCUUCAAUACCCAUUACUGUACGUCAACUAGAAGCUAUUAUUCGUAUAACUGAAUCCCUAGCCAAAUUGAGGUUAAGUCCAAUUGCAACUGAGGAGCAUGUCGAAGAGGCAAUCAGAUUAUUCACCGCCUCGACUAUGGACGCUGUUGACCAGGGAGUAGGGAACAGUACAAACGUGCUGCUCAAUGCCGAGAUCAAGAAAGUUGAACAAGAGUUAAGGAGAAGGUUACCCAUUGGCUGGUCAACUGCAUACAGGACAUUGCAAAGGGAAUUCGUUGACUCAGGACGGGCCAGUCGUUCAGCAUUGGAAAAGGCUUUGUAUAUUUUGGAAAGGCACAAUGUCAUCAAAUUUAGACACCAAGGUCAAAAUAUUCUACGUGUGGGAGUAUAA